ACUAGAUUAUAGUAUCGAGAGAUGAUGGAUUUUCCCUCCUUCUCCGUGUUCGCAUUGAGAAAUUGUGAUUUACUUCGCGCAUUCCCCUAUGAUUAUAUAUGAUGUUUAUUUCUGCGGAAGUCGUUGUUUUUGGUGAUUCAACGAAUGCGCUAGAAGGAUUUGCUGCGGUGGAUUUCAUUUUUGUAUUUAUUGAUCGGAAAUAGUUUAUGAUAAAUCUGGAAGUUUUUUGUAGUGGAUUUUUUGAUAAAUCCAUAUACGUAAUGGUUGGCGAGGUCGAGUUUUCGGAUCAGAUUAAAAAAUCUGGAAGAUGUGAGCUCCAUGGACUUCAAUAAUGUUUUAUGGCUCUGACCAACAGUCUGGUCAUGAGAAACUCAAAGAGAAGAAUAUCUUGAAUGAACAGAAGCUCUCUUGACUGGUGCCUGUUUUUCUGGCCAGAGGAGUGAAGACUAAUUCAAUUGAACAUGGAGAUUAAUCAGUCCCAGGAAUCUACCAAAAACUUGAAGCACUUCCCACUGACUCCUUUUAGAAUUUUCAGGGGUCUGCUAUGUUUAGCAGUAUAUCUUUUGACUGCGUCUAUGUUCUUAGUGUAUUUUGCACCUGCAGCUACUAUUGUCCUACGCCUAUUCAGUGUUCGCUACAGUAGAAAAGCUGUGUCGUUCUUGUUUGGCCUAUGGCUCGGUCUCUGGCCAUUCUUGUUUGAGAAAAUAAACAAAACCAGGGUUAUUUUUUCCGGUGAUCAAGUUCCGGUGGAAGAGCGUGUUCUGAUAAUCUCCAACCAUAGAACUGAGGUUGAUUGGAUGUAUCUAUGGGAUUUUGCACUACGAAAAGGAUGUUUGGGAUACAUUAAGUAUGUUCUCAAGAGCAGCUUGAUGAAGCUGCCGAUUUUUGGCUGGGGGUUUCACGUUUUAGAGUUCAUCCCAGUGGAGAGAAAGUGGGAAGUUGAUGAACCAGUGAUGCACAAGAUGCUUUCGAGCUUUGGCAAUCAUGAGGAUCCAUUAUGGCUUGCUGUGUUCCCUGAAGGAACUGAUUAUACCGAGCAGAAGUGCAUGAGAAGUCAGAAGUUUGCUAAGGAAAGUGGAUUGCCAAUACUUAAAAAUGUCUUGCUUCCAAAGACAAGGGGCUUCAAUGCUUGCUUGAAGAUUUUGAGGGGCUCUCUAGAUGCAGUUUAUGAUGUAACUAUAGCAUACAAGAACCGAUGCCCUUCUUUCAUGGACAAUGUAUUCGGCGUGGACCCUUCUGAAGUGCACAUGCAUAUCAGACGCAUACCUCUAGAGCAAAUCCCCUCAACCGAGAACGAAACUGCUACGUGGUUGAUGGAUGUUUUCGUAAUAAAGGAUCAGCUGCUCACCGAUUUCAUUGUGAAUGGCCAUUUUCCUCAUCAAGGCACAGAAGAGCAACUCUCAACAAUGAAAUGUGUUGCUAAUUGUGCAGUGGUGAUUGCUUUCACUGGCGUAUUCUUGUAUCUUACAUUUUUCUCAUACUUUUGGUUUAAGGUUUACGUAGGAUUAGCUUGUGUAUACCUAGCUUGUGCUAGCUAUUUUAAUGUCAGACUAAAGUCUGCUAUUACAUCUGUCGAUAGAGGCACGAAGAAAAACUAUUGAAGUGAUGGAUUGUUGUGUUUUCAAUGCAAUAGAUUAAAUAGAUGUUCAA
Molecule: messenger RNA, 1650 nt
Organism: Salvia miltiorrhiza (redroot sage)
Lineage: Eukaryota; Viridiplantae; Streptophyta; Magnoliopsida; Lamiales; Lamiaceae
Product: probable 1-acyl-sn-glycerol-3-phosphate acyltransferase 4
Exons: 4
Coding region: 462-1601 (379 amino acids)
Cellular component (GO): endomembrane system
Molecular function (GO): acyltransferase activity
Source: RefSeq, a predicted model, not a curated record